Messenger RNA from Harmonia axyridis, 1384 nucleotides. RefSeq names its product fructose-1,6-bisphosphatase 1. The coding region runs from base 222 to 1223 and encodes 333 amino acids. The transcript has 5 exons. The record is from RefSeq and is a predicted model, not a curated record. Gene Ontology annotation, cellular component: cytosol; cytoplasm. Gene Ontology annotation, molecular function: fructose 1,6-bisphosphate 1-phosphatase activity. Gene Ontology annotation, biological process: gluconeogenesis; fructose 1,6-bisphosphate metabolic process; fructose metabolic process. NCBI's taxonomy places the organism in Eukaryota, Metazoa, Arthropoda, Insecta, Coleoptera, Coccinellidae.
AAUGAGAGUAUUCAAGAAAUGUCAUAUCAUGUCGAAAUCGAGUGCACACCCGGUAGAUAAUAAUUACUUAUAGCUUAUCAUUCAAAGGUCAUGUGGUGAAAGCAACAUAAUUUGAUUCGUUUAGAUUGCCGAGCCCACUGUAGUAGGUAAACAACUCAAACUUUUGAGUCGAGCUCGUUCAUCAAACGUGGAAUCCAUACGCUUCUGCAAUCGUUCAAAAAAUGGAUUCUAAUUGUAUAACUUUAACAAGAUUCGUCUUAGCAGAACAGAAAAAAGCACCUGGCGCUACUGGAGAAUUGACGCAGCUUUUGAAUUCUGUGCAAACUGCUGUUAAAGUUAUAAGUUCAGCUGUUCGAAAGGCUGGAAUUACACAACUCUUUGGAACGGUUGGAUCCACCAAUGUCCAGGGUGAGGAAGUUAAGAAGCUGGACGUCCUAGCAAAUGAAUUGUUCAUAAAUAUGCUAAAAUCUUCUUAUACAGUAGCACUGCUAAUUUCUGAAGAAAACGAAACUGUUAUUGAAAUUGAAACAGAAAAAAGAGGAAAGUAUAUUGUAGCAUUCGACCCUCUUGAUGGAUCUUCAAAUAUCGACUGUUUGGUUUCAAUAGGAUCCAUAUUCGCCAUCUGGAAGAAAUCUGAUAAUUCAGUACCCACCCUUGCUGAUGGUUUAAAACCAGGAAAUGAGGUUGUAGCUGCAGGUUACGCACUUUACGGAAGUGCCACCAUGAUGGUCAUUUCUAUUGGAUCAGGAGUUAACGGAUUCAUGCUAGACCCAACAAUUGGAGAAUUUAUACUCACCGAUAAAGAUAUGAAAAUUCCCCAGAAAGGUAACAUAUACUCAAUUAAUGAAGGUAAUACUCAUUCUUGGGGUGAAGCUAUCAAAGAAUACAUUAACAAUAAGAAAGAUCCUGCAAAAGGAAAGCCUUAUAGUGCUAGAUAUGUUGGUUCAAUGGUUGCUGAUGUUCAUAGAACCAUCAAGUAUGGAGGCAUUUUUAUGUAUCCUCCCACCGAAUCUGCCCCAAAUGGAAAACUACGUCUUCUUUAUGAAUGCAUACCAAUGGCUUUUAUUAUGACACAAGCAGGCGGUGUAGCUUCAAAUGGUCAAAUACCAAUCCUUGAUAUUCAGCCACAAAAAAUUCAUGAAAGGUCCCCAAUAUACUUAGGAUCUCCAGACGAUGUCAAUGAAGUUCUGAAAACUCUUCAAAAAUAUGAAAAGAGGCAAUGAUUCUAUAAUGAGAAUAAAAUAUAAAUUUUUAUUAGAAAAUAUACAGUUUUUGAGAAAAUAUACAUUGUAAAUGAUUGAUAAUAAGAAUACUUCAACAAGAAUGAUUAAUAUUACAACCGAUUAUAUACAUCAUUCACAAAUAAAGUUUUGUCUUCUAUUAA